Erpetoichthys calabaricus (reedfish) is the source of this 1559-nucleotide messenger RNA. Its product is annotated as cholinergic receptor, nicotinic, alpha 1 (muscle). Bases 151 to 1539 code for a protein of 462 amino acids. Gene Ontology annotation, cellular component: neuron projection; synapse; postsynaptic membrane. Gene Ontology annotation, molecular function: transmembrane signaling receptor activity; acetylcholine-gated monoatomic cation-selective channel activity. The record is from RefSeq and is a predicted model, not a curated record. NCBI's taxonomy places the organism in Eukaryota, Metazoa, Chordata, Cladistia, Polypteriformes, Polypteridae. The transcript is spliced from 10 exons. Gene Ontology annotation, biological process: nervous system process; signal transduction; monoatomic ion transmembrane transport.
AGGGGCUGUGCCAGCCUCCUCGGCCGUGUGGUGUGCAUAAAGCGUAAGUCUUAGCUAAAACAUCUCUUGUGGCAGAUGUCCCUUGGAUUUACUUCUUCUUGGAGUCAAACCAGCAGGCCCCUGAUGACCGUUGGAGGUUACUGACGAGCCAUGACUGCGGUGUCUCAAAGUCUCCUUUGCAAGUGUCUGCCACUUUUUCUCUCAUUAUUAGGCUUGGCUUGGUGUACAGAACAUGAGACUCGACUGGUGAAGGAACUGUUCAAUGGCUAUAACAAAGUGGUCCGGCCAGUGGAAGACCACCGCGAUCCAGUCGUGGUAACGGUUGGCCUGCAGCUCAUACAGCUUAUAAGUGUGGAUGAAGUGAAUCAGAUUGUAACGACCAACGUGAGGCUGAAGCAGCAAUGGGUUGAUGUCAAUUUAAAGUGGAAUCCAGAUGAGUACGGUGGGAUAAAAAAGAUCAGGAUCCCUUCAACCGAUAUUUGGCGCCCAGAUCUUGUCCUCUACAACAAUGCCGACGGUGACUUUGCCAUUGUGCAUGAAACCAAAGUACUUCUGGAACACAGUGGGAAGAUCACCUGGAAUCCUCCUGCUAUUUUUAAAAGCUACUGUGAGAUCAUUGUGACGCACUUCCCAUUUGACCUGCAGAAUUGCAGCGUGAAGCUGGGCACCUGGACAUAUGAUGGCACGUGUGUCGUUAUCAACCCGGACAGCGACCGUCCAGACUUAAGCAACUUCAUGGAAAGCGGAGAGUGGGUUAUGAAAGACUAUCGGAGCUGGAAGCACUGGGUCUAUUAUUCCUGCUGCCCUGACACCCCAUAUCUGGACAUCACCUACCACUUCCUCAUGUUGCGCCUACCUCUCUACUUCAUUGUUAACGUCAUUAUUCCCUGUCUACUUUUUUCCUUCUUGACUGGACUAGUGUUUUAUCUUCCUACUGACUCAGGUGAGAAGAUGACUCUGAGCAUCUCGGUCUUGCUGUCCCUGACUGUGUUCCUUCUGGUUAUUGUUGAGCUCAUCCCUUCCACAUCCAGCGCCGUGCCCCUAAUUGGCAAAUAUAUGCUCUUCACCAUGGUGUUUGUCAUCACAUCCAUCAUCAUUACAGUGAUUGUGAUUAACACCCACCAUCGCUCUCCCAGCACACACACCAUGCCCGAGUGGGUGCGCAAGAUUUUUAUCGAUACCAUUCCAAACAUUAUGUUCUUCUCCACAAUGAAGCGGCCUUCCAGAGACAAACAGGAUAAGCACAUUUUCACGAAGGAUAUUGACAUCUCUGAUAUUUCCGGGAAGCCCAGUCCUGCCUCAGUUACUUUCCAGUCACCAAUAACCAAAAACCCUGAUGUGAAAAGUGCCAUUGAAGGUGUCAAGUACAUCGCGGAGACAAUGAAGUCUGACCAGGAGUCCAACAAUGCAGCUGAAGAGUGGAAGUUUGUGGCAAUGGUCAUUGAUCACAUCUUGCUUUGUGUCUUCAUGCUUGUUUGUAUCAUCGGCACAUUGGGCGUCUUUGCUGGGCGCAUCAUUGAGCUGAAUAUGCAAGAAUAAAGAGUUUCUUUUGGCUGGUG